Varroa destructor (honeybee mite) is the source of this 1282-nucleotide messenger RNA. RefSeq lists its product as uncharacterized. Lineage: Eukaryota; Metazoa; Arthropoda; Arachnida; Mesostigmata; Varroidae. The record is from RefSeq and is a predicted model, not a curated record.
AAGCAAAGACAUCACCUAUGCCACCUUUUUCAUUAAAUAAUAACCUUCCUUCCGGGUCACUUGACGUUCAACUCUAGGUUAAAUAUGUAGCAAGUCACUCCGUUUGCCUAGAAAAGACUGUAAAAACAGUAUUUUUUUGAAAAAAACUAUAAAUGCCGUUUUUUAGUGCCUCAGAGUACAAAGCACAAGUAUUUUGGUACAUGAGGCUGGCAUUUAUGACCCGUUCUGCUUAUAUAUCAGUCAUUGUUAUCUACACAUUUUCCACACCUCAAUAGCCCUCGUCAGAUGUAUUCUGAAUCUCUGUCGAAAUCUCUGCUACAUCGGGCGCAGCUCAAGCACACGCAUUCAACAGGUGUACGCGUUCAUGGAAGUUGUUAGACGAAAAGCUCUGAAAUGGCUUUAGUCUGACAACGAAAGUGUACCCCCUCAAACAUCAUCAGCUACAAUGUCUGCCUUAGGGCAGAUCGUGACCUCUUUGCUUCUUUUCUCCCUAUCACACACUCAAUAUAAUACAGUACAGGGAGACAGACAGCAGAAUCAGCAGAGUGCCUAUGAACCAUCGAGAGUAGAACGUUUUCCAGAUUCACAAAUGCCUGCACUUGAAAUCGGUGAUGGAUCCCGCACGCAACUCGGCUGGGAAGAGAAAUCCAACCCAGUAAAACAAAUGCAGCCAGAGCGACAAUUGUUAGUGCUGAACGAGUAUUUAGAUGCAACCCUACGCGAAAUCCGUGAAAGUCCCCACCUGCGGAAGGUUCUUGAUCCGCUUCGACUCGAUAAAGAACCAAUCCGCUUCCAAAACGGACAUAUCCAUGACGUUCGUAUUGGCGGUCUCCUGUCACUUCACCGCCAAGGCAAUGUUUCCCUUUUAGCCAAUGAAGGAAUUCUGCUCGCUGAACUUGCCGUAACAAACCUUAGCGUGUCCUUCCAGUACCAAUAUACACUUGUCUCACAAUUAAAGUUCGAAGGUAGAUUCGAUGGUUCAUUGGAAAAGUUGUCUGCGACGCUUCACAUUAGGCUUGCCGAACACACCUCUCAACUACUGUUAUUCGAAGUUGUCGACGUUGGCCGCUGCAGAGUUCAUAAGUUUACAGGUGCCUCACGCGCUCUUAACUGGGCUAUCCGUAGGGCUUUGCAGUUCACGAUUAAUUCUAAUCGCGAUCGAAUACGCAGAAAGGUGGAAAGCGUUUUACGACCCGUUAUCGAGGACGAACUUCGGAAGGUUAGCCUCGAAAAAAUCAUCGCUAAUAUCCUCCACUAGCGGUUGUUACAAACUGUACCGUAU